Cyphellophora attinorum is the source of this 912-nucleotide messenger RNA. Its product is annotated as Ferri-bacillibactin esterase BesA. The transcript has 2 exons. The record is from RefSeq and is a predicted model, not a curated record. The coding region runs from base 1 to 912 and encodes 303 amino acids. Gene Ontology annotation, molecular function: hydrolase activity, acting on ester bonds. Lineage: Eukaryota; Fungi; Ascomycota; Eurotiomycetes; Chaetothyriales; Cyphellophoraceae.
AUGCAACUAAGCAAGGAAAUCACAACCCAGGCGGCCUCCGCGCCGUCCACUACAGAGCUAGAGCUCAAGAACGAUGCAGGAGAGCGAUACCUCAUUCAGAUUUCUUGGCCACUGGCAUGGGAAGCCGAUCCGAUCAACAACAAGCCCUCAGUUCCGGUCUUCUAUGUCCUCGAUGGCAACGCUCACUUCUGGACGGCCGUUGAGACAGUACGACGAGGUCUAGCUGCGCCACAGAGCAAGGAUGCAGUAGUCAUUGGUAUAGGCUACCCAGACUGUGGGCAUUACGUGUUCGGCAAUCCACGGUCUUACGAUCUCACACCUCCAACCGAGACCUACAGUCCGCCCCGCAGCUGGGAUGGCACGGUCUUCAACGCUCCCCACGGCGGUGCUGAUAAUUUCUUACGCUUCAUUGAAGGUCCGGUCCGACGACAUGUGCUUCAGGUCGUCCUCGGUGGGCACAAGCCCGAACGUGAGGUACUGGUUGGCCAUUCGUAUGGCGGACUCUGCACCUUGUAUUCUAUGUUCUCAGGAAGUGCCCUUUUUGACACAUACAUUGCAUUGAGUCCAUCGAUCUUCUGGAACGACAACUACCUUGUCUCGGAGGCAGAGCGGUUCCUUGACGACCGCAACUCCAGGAAGCCACUCAGUCUGUACCUCUCAUAUGGCUACUACGAGCAGUACAUACGGCGGCGUAAAGCGUGGUCGGAGGAAGAAUACGCUCUGAGGGCAGCUCAUGCAUUGGGCUGGCGUACGAAUGACUUGGUUGAAGAAAUGGCGGCUCGACUGCGUGCUUCCGACAAGCUCAAACUGGUGAAGUGCAAAGCAUACGCUGAUGAAGACCACGGCAGUGUGGCAGGCUGCGCCAUAGGUUGGGCUAUGCUGGACGUGCUGGACCCGGACCGCUUUGCAUAG